Messenger RNA from Cadophora gregata, 2736 nucleotides. RefSeq lists its product as uncharacterized. The transcript is spliced from 2 exons. The record is from RefSeq and is a predicted model, not a curated record. Bases 1 to 2736 code for a protein of 911 amino acids. Lineage: Eukaryota; Fungi; Ascomycota; Leotiomycetes; Helotiales; Ploettnerulaceae.
AUGGCCAAUUCUGGUUCCGGCGAUGGCUACCCCUACCCGUGGGGCGGUUCCGAUCCCAGGAGACCAGACUUGAGGCAUCAGGGGUCGUCGUUAUCAGAUGUUAGUUCGUUGGGUGGUUAUCAGCCUGAUCAUAGGGAUUCUGUUGUCUCGCUACCUUCACCAUCUUCAGAGCACCCGAGAUCGGUUUCGAGAGAUGAAGUGGAUAUCAGCCGAGUUCAGAUAUCGUCUGGUGGGAGUUCGGGAGUUGCAUCGCCAUCUGAGAGAGCCAGAAGUCAUAGCAGACUGUCAGAAAUGCUUCCAGAGACGCUACGUGUUGGUACCCCCUCGCCAACCAUAAGGUCGGGAUUCAACAUAUUUCGAAAUUCACAGUCUUAUGAGCCCAUAUCAAGUCCGAAUGUAGGACCAAGCAAAUCUACGCGAUCAUCGAGGCGCUUUUCAAGCAGAAGGACUGGAUCGAGUAGUUCUUUAAUCAAUACGAAACAUGGCACGAUUCAUGAAGGAGAGGAGAUUGAUAUGAGUCUUUUAGGAGCUGCAAUGCCGAUGGGCAUGGCUAGUCACAAAACAGGCUAUGCAUCCGUGGAUGAAGAGGAUGUAGGAGCAAGCGUUCUCUCGCCCAUGAGUUUCGACGUCUCCUCAUUUCUUGGACCUCCGCAAAAUGAGCAGCAACUCAAAGAAGUCAAUCGACAAGAAGCUGCGGGUAUUCUUACUGGAGGCUUAGGUGCUGGAUGGAAGCCAGAUACUACCAUUAGGAGUACGGAUCUGUACGCGAAUGUACCGCCAACUCCCAAGACGCCAGGAGGCUUAUCACGGGGGAUGUCAUUCCGGAGUCCAUCAUUCAAGCGGAGUCCUGGGCUGUCAAGGAAGCAAACGGUACGAGAACUAGGUCAGAUUGAAGCGAACAAGCGCGGGGAGAUCAUUGAGGUCAUUGUUGAAGAACCAACAGUUGAUAUCAGCUCAUUCGCUGGCGACAGUUCUGCGUCUGUCAACUUUGACCAAAUCGAAAACCAGACAGGAACCCGUAAAAACACCAUCCCGGUCGCGACAGUGGAAGUCUUCUACCCGCAGGAUAAUUGGAAGCCAUUUUCGAUGAGAUGGCCGUACAUAAGUGCGCUUAUUGUUAUUUCGGUGGUUCUGGCUGGCGCACAAGAAUACCUGCUCCAGAAAGGCGCCAUCUAUACUUUCACUUCCGCGUCAAACCUAAGCACGUGGAGUUACUUCACGUUCAAAUAUCUUCCGACGUUGGUCGCUGUCUCAUUCGGUGUUCUGUGGCAAGUGACAGACUUUGAGGUUAAACGGUUGGAAGCAUAUUACCAGCUCUCCAGGCAGGGGGGAGCACUAGCUGCCGAGUCGAUCAAUGUCGACUACAUCACUUUCUUCAAUUUUCUCCGACCAAUCAGAGCGUUGACAUACAAGCACUAUGCAGUUGCCGUCUCGUCGCUUGCAACACUCAUGGCAGUAUCGCUUGUCCCCACGCUUCAAGCUGCUUCAAUAGAGCUUAAGAAGAGCCAAAGAUCGGAUCAACCCGAAUUCAAGGACGAGCAAGAGAUCGUCAUCAACGCAAUCUUGUCUCGUGUACUCAGUGGUAUUCUAGUCCUCAUUGCAGGACUGGGGUCAUUCCUCGUUUGGCAACUUGGAACUAGGCCAUCUGGUCUUGUAGCGGAUGUCAAGGGGAUUGCUGGCAUCGCAGCCAUGGCUAACCGAAGUCAUAUUUUGAUGGACUUCAAGAAUAUGGACACGGCAACGCCCGAACUAAUUCAUCAAACACUCAAAUCUCACCGAUACUCGCUUAGGAACUCUUCGCUUGCUCCAGAAGACAAAGUUCCUCUCACACAAGAAGAGAAGGACAAAUACGAUCAGCAAACCCGACAAGAAAACCCUCACCCUCUCAUGCUUAGGCUUGUGGCCGGUAUCCCCUUCGUCAUCGGCAUGUUCCUCUUCAUGAUCCUCAUCCCCAUCAUCUUGUUCGUCCACGCCGCAAAUCCCCUCACAACAAAAGUCCCAUGGUUCUUGACCGCACUUGCCGUCUGCAUCAAGCUCGCCUGGGGCACACUCGAGACCGACGUCCGCAUGAUCGAGCCCUUCUACAUCCUCUCCAAACGCCACGCCUCCCCCAAAACCCUCACUCUAGACUACACUGGCAUGGCCUUCGGAUGGAUGCCCAUCCGCGCCUUCGCCAACGGACACUUCCUCGUUGGCCUCGUAGGUCUCGGCUCCGUAUUCGCCGAAAUCCUCACCAUUUGCUCGACAUCCUUCGCCAACGUGUCCGGCAUGAACUUCACCAAGGGCGGGCCAGGUUCCGGGUCUGAUGGACCAGAUUCGACACACGACCGCCGAGCCUCUCACGAUACUGCCGGCGAAGAAACCUUCCUCUCUUUCUGGCUCUCCUUCGGCCUGGCGAUCUUCAUAAUCACCUUCCUGUGUCUCGUCGCAACACUCGUUUACUCCCGGCGUCGACACCCAUUUCUCCCGCGCCAGCCUAACACCAUCGCUUCCAUUCUCGCUUUCAUCCAUCAGAGUAAGAUGUUGUAUGAUUUCGUUGGCACGGAGAAGAUGAAUAAUGAUGAGAUGGUGAGGAAGCUGGCUAAAGUGGGGAAGACGUAUGGGUUAGGGUGGUUUGUGGGCAGAGAUGGGGAGAUGCAUUGCGGUGUUGAUGAGGAAGAGUUAACUGGGGCUUAUAAGCAUGGCGAUGAUGCGAGGAAGGCGAGUAGGCCGUGGGAUUUUAAUGAGUUUUAUUGA